CAUAACUUCACAUUUCACACUUCACAACGUCACUCUCCACCUUCAUACUUCAUACUUCAUACUUCACCCUCCUCCACUUUCAUACUUCACCCCCACCCAUCACCCUCACCCUUCAUCUCCCUCCAAUUGGCAAAAAAACUGCAUACUACAUAACCCAAACUCUAUACGCAACUACCUACCAGCUGCCACCCGUCAAAAAGAGAUGAGACGACAGCUCGACACGAGACGAUCUGCGCUGCAUCAGCUCUCCAUUGCGAAUCUUCCUGUGCACCUCCCUGCCCAUCCUACUCUGCAUCUCACUAUACAUCCUCUUGUGCGCACUACUAUAUAGCCGUGCAUCCUGUGCAUCCUGUGCACCCUGGGCAGCCUAUACAGAACUACCGUCCGAAGUAUAUUCCUCGAAGACGAUCCGAUCAUCAUCCUACUCUAUUCUCCGCUGCUCAUCUUGUCCGUCUUUGGCCAUCUUGCAGGUAUUCCAAUUCCAGCCCCACCAUCCCAGGAUAUAUCCCAGGACAGACAGGCAUCAUCGACAGUGCAGGUACUCUUUUUUUUACCACUCUUUUACCACUCUACAUACUCUACAAUACUUGACAUCCACUCCGACAAUCAACAAGGUAUACCCUACCAGUCUAUACCAGUCUAUACCACUCUCUACUACUCUCGACCACUCCCUACCAGUCUAUUUAUUCCCGUCAUCAAUAUACAUCACCCUACAGGGCAGGCACGCGGGAUACCACGGUCGAUCCCUCCCAGCCGAUCACUCGCGACAGCGACAGGCCCUGGCGAUACUUUAGCAGCCCUGGGAAAUACUUCCAGCCCACUUACCACUCGGACACUUCCACUGUUCCGCUGGGAAUACUUACAACCAACCCACUCCACUCCACUCAAAGCCAACCCACAACUCUCUCCAGCCCACUCUGCAGCCCAACUGCAUGAAGUGACGCCCCUUCCCUACCUUCCCUACCUUCCCGACACUCAAAACGUCCAAGUCCAAGCCUUACAGAGCAAGCACAUGCAGUAAAUACUGCAACUGCACAUAUACACAUAUAACCACCGAAAUAAGACGCCAGUGCAGUAGUCAGUACCAUACAUUACCACGCACGCCGUCCCGUCCGUCUGUCUAGACCCAGCCCGCCCGCGCCUCUUAUCAACUACUUGCGCCCGCCGCUCUUUCCCAGAAACUCGAAAUUCUUCCGUCAGUCAGUCUUCACACCAACAGCUCGACUCUCUCCCUUCAACGAAACAUCACUUCCGAACUUCACAUUCGCCUCCCCCGCCUCGCGUCCAAUUCACCUUCACCAUCGAAUACGAUCACCCCUCUCGACUUCCUCCAUCUGCCGACGCCGCGCCGGCCAAGUUCCGUAGGAUCGAAACCCGCCAGAUCGCCGGGUCAGGAAAGUGGAUAAGCCCAGCCGCGGCACUACUCGGUCCAGGCCCCGCCCACGAAACCAACCCUCUUCGUCACCCGGCCCUGCCCAGUCCAUCAUCCGUAAGCCUGGGGCAAAAGAAAUCACGCUGACGAUAUACAACACUAUUCACACCCACCACCGUUCUCCGCCCUCCGUCUCUCUGUCUGUCGCCCGCCACCAUCCACCACCACCCGUCCACCACACCACCGCGAUCUACAUAAUAAGGUGCUGAGAGGGCGCCCGCCGCAACCUUCACACGACGGUGCGAUAGCGACUGUACGAGUACUGUGCUGUCCGUACUGUACUGUAUACACUCGACACACAUACGAUACGAUACGCACGAGACAACAACGAGAAUACCACUCCCUCACACCCGCUGGCUGGCCUUAGCGACGACGAGUGAGACAGGUGUGCACACCCAAACCAGGACUCGACGCUCUGCCUGAGCAGCAGACAACAACACAUACACACACAACGAGCAGCAGUCAUGACUUCCAUACUCUGCCUUGCGCACUACUGCGACACCCACGGCCCAACCCCCCUAAUGGUGACCGAAGAGCUCCCCGUCCCCUGCACAACCUGCCUCGACCCCCCCACCUACCCCGACACCCCCCUCCCCUCCGCCUCUCUCUCCCGCAACCCCUCCGGCUCCUUCAGCUCCCCAACAACAUCCAUCCAGCUCUCGCGCCCUCACCCCCCCUCACCCACCCCCUCCACCCCGCCCGCCUCCCCCCGCAUGGCACCACGCAUCCACCGCCGCGACUCCUCCUUCCGAAAAACCUACGACGAAGCAGAUCGCAAGCGCGCUAUCCCCUGCGAAAACUGCGCCCUCACCCUCCCCCGCAAAGUCUCCCCCUCACCCUCAGCAUCCGCCUCGAAUUCCCCCUCCAUACCCCCACCCCCCGCAGACGACUCCACCUCCCCCAUCCUCCGAACUCGCAAACCCUUCGCACUCAUCUCCUCCGCCUCCUCAACACCAAAACACUCCCCCUCCGACUCCGACGAACCGGACGCCCCCCCCGGCCCUGCGCUCUCGCGCCGCAGACGGUCCAUUCCGCGCUCGGUGGCAUCAGCGGGUGAUUCUCAGAAACAUACGCAUUACCUCGACUACACAUCCUCUCACGACCCGUCUUCCGCGACGACAUUCUCCCUCCUCCGCGCUGCGUGCCUGCGCACCUUAUCCUGCGAGACGCUCCCGCCUUCCUCGCCUACCCCACAACCCGCCGGUGGCCCACUAUUCUUCGGCGACCCCCUAGCCGGGUAUACAACCGCCUUCCUCUUUCGCAUACCAGAUCCCUGGGCGAGGGGUCGGAGACGCGUGUAUGCGUUUUUAUGUCUCAGCGUCCUAAGCGAGCGCAAAGCCAUGCGUGUCUUCGGCUUCCUCGCCGGCGCAUUCAGGGAGUUAGCAGGAUGGAUACAAGGCCUCGCCGAGGCGGGGAACUCGGAGAGUGGUAUCGCUGAGGGGAUUGAUGAGGAAGGCGGUGGUGGUGGUGGUGCUGGUAACAGAGGAAGAGAGGGAGAGCCGAGGAUACGGAGUAGUUUCCUCGGGAGUAGGGGGGAUGAGAGGGGGAGGGGGGUGAGGGCAAGGGGGUUGGCGGAGGUUGUGGGGAAGCCGGACUUUUUUAUCGAGUUGCAUGUUAGGUUUGUGGCGUUGGCGGCGCAGUUGAGGUUUUUGGUUGAGGGGGGGCAGGGGUGAGAGGUGCCUGCCCACCUACCGAUACCGAUACGGACUGCUGUGAUCUGCUUCUACGAGAGAUGAGAUGGCUGAGGUGGAUGAGGAUGAGGGAAGAGAUGGAAGAGAUGAGAAGAGACGACACGACCUCAACGCAUCAACGAGCGAUUAGAUUCUCCCGUUCGAAUCGGGACGGAAGAGAGUGAGAGAAAGAGAGAAAGUGUGUAUUUUUAUAUGUACGGAAACCGGAAACCGGAAAACGGGCAGCAUGGGGAACUGAGAUGGACUGAAAUGAUCUGAGCUGGGGGGAAUAUUAUAGACACAAGGCCAUUGCUCCGCCUUCGGUAUGGGUUUUUUUGUUUGGCAUUUGGGAUUUGUUUGGUUUUUGGCGCGCGGGGGAGCGAGAGCGGGUGUUGUUUUAAAAGGGGG
Molecule: messenger RNA, 3510 nt
Organism: Pseudogymnoascus verrucosus
Lineage: Eukaryota; Fungi; Ascomycota; Leotiomycetes; Thelebolales; Thelebolaceae
Exons: 2
Coding region: 1897-3105 (402 amino acids)
Biological process (GO): positive regulation of GTPase activity; positive regulation of TORC1 signaling
Cellular component (GO): cytosol
Molecular function (GO): GTPase activator activity
Source: RefSeq, a predicted model, not a curated record